This is a messenger RNA of Desarmillaria tabescens, 393 nucleotides long. RefSeq names its product ribosomal protein S15a. The transcript has 4 exons. Gene Ontology annotation, biological process: translation. The coding region runs from base 1 to 393 and encodes 130 amino acids. Gene Ontology annotation, molecular function: structural constituent of ribosome. The record is from RefSeq and is a predicted model, not a curated record. Lineage: Eukaryota; Fungi; Basidiomycota; Agaricomycetes; Agaricales; Physalacriaceae. Gene Ontology annotation, cellular component: cytosolic small ribosomal subunit; ribosome.
AUGGUUCGCGUCUCCGUACUCAACGACUGCUUGAACAAUAUCGUCAAUGCUGAGCGCCGUGGCAAGCGCCAGGUCCUCAUCCGGCCGUCAUCCAAGGUCGUCGUCAAGUUUUUGAGCGUCAUGCAGAGACAUGGUUACAUUGGUGAAUUCGAGAUUAUCGACGACCACCGCUCUGGCAAGAUUGUGAUCCAGCUUAACGGGCGUCUGAACAAGACUGGUGUAAUCUCUCCCCGGUACAACGUCAAGCACAACGAGAUUGAGAGCUGGGUCAACUUGUUGCUGCCUGCCCGUGGGUUCGGAAUCAUCAUCCUCACUACGUCUGGUGGAAUCAUGGACCACGAAGAGGCGCGUCGCAAGAACAUUGGUGGAAAACUUUUGGGAUACGUGUAUUAG